Messenger RNA from Mycena citricolor, 1914 nucleotides. NCBI's taxonomy places the organism in Eukaryota, Fungi, Basidiomycota, Agaricomycetes, Agaricales, Mycenaceae. The record is from the annotation of a GenBank genome assembly.
AUGUCUAACGCAGAAGCAAGCGCCAGCGGAAGUGGUGCCUCAACCCCAGCGAAGGAGAAGAAACCCAAAAAGCUGCCAGCAUGUGAUGUUUGCAAGGUCGGUUUUCGGGAACUUGACGCCGAGUGCCAGAACGAACACUUCUCCACUAGGCGCGGCGCGUGCUUUGCCAUCCUCAGCCAAAUGGAGCGCCCUGUCCGAGAUGUGUGGAGAAAAAGAUCAUCAAGUAACAGAUGCAUGACUACGCCAAUUCGGCGAGGGCGACCUCCAAAACAUCCUCCGCAAAGCGCGACCACAGCCGCCCUGACAUUAUCAGCUGCCCGACAGCCUCCGCAGAUCUCCCUUGCAUCUUCUCAAUCCCGUGGACCUGCGCUCGAGGGAGGAUCGGCAGAUUGUCCAGAACUAUCAUCUGAGUUUGUCGCCCAUUGCUUUGAGGCUAUAAAAUACACCCCGCAAUAUAGCCAUCCACUCAUCGCAGCUGCGGGCAUCCGGUCUGACAUCCGAGCCGUGGCGUUCCAAGUUCACUUGCUCCCUGCCCCCUCCCGUGUUCUAGCUCUAUGUAUUAUCGCACUUGCGUCGCUUUCUUCCUUUCACCCUUCCAUAUUGAGCGGGCCGGGGCCGAAACCCGACUCGUUCACCGAUCCCACCUUCUUCUCGGCCUCGUCGGACGCCGAUCUUCUCGGAUGUGGUCUGCGGCGCGCUCCGGCGUACAAGGCACUACGAGACGAGGCGCUCAAAGCUGCCUGGGAGACAGGCGUGAUGCUCCAGCCCUCAAACGAAAAUGCGGCUAGUUGCUACUUACUCGAUCUGAUGGAGCAGAGCGAUUUCUGUGGCGCGUCGAGACCGUGGGCGGGUGCUUACUUGUCGCAUGUCCGGGCUUUGGCACCAAUUUGGCAUGCGGCCGGUUUCACGGCAACAGACGCGGCACACUGGGCGGGAUAUUUGUUUGAACAGAUGGCGGAAGGGCUCAUAUCUGCGAGAAGCAGAACACCAUUUUUGGUAACUCGAAGUGAUCAGCUACUGCUCUCCGGCCCAGACCCACCGCCUUUAGAUGAGAUGCUCGACAAUCUUGAGAAGGCAUCGAGAAAUCCGAGCUUUUCUCUUCUGUGGACGUCAUCGACACCAUAUAUGUUCCAUGUUGUUUCACUUUCUCGGCAAUUGUCAGAGUCUAUUGCAGGAGAUUAUGCACGGCUGAACCCACUGUCCGAAAGCGCAGUGAUCCGAUAUCUCUCCUCGCUGACCACAUUGCACGCGAUCUUAUCUCUUCUGUUGGAGCGAGUGGAUGCAGCUCUGACAAGCAGCUCUGAUUCUUCUCCGCCUGCGCCAUUCUUGCUCGAUAGCGCAAAUAUCGACGUCGCAGCACGCUCCGCUGCGUACGGCGCGGUAUUUGGCUUUGCAGGUCUUGUCCUCCCUUUUUAUCGAGAGCUUGAGGCCCGGGAAACCACGGACUCGCCGAGUGCACACUCGGAUCAAACACGGGAUCGACUGCGCGUGCUGAGGAAACAGGCACGUGAUAUGACCUGUCUCGGCGCGCGAGAGAUAGCGCGGGCGGUACGAUAUUUGCCCGAAGUCCACUUCACUCCAGUGCACUGGAGCACGAUGUUUGCUUGGGCCGAAUUUUGUUUGGAAGAAGCCGAUGCGAGCAGCUCGGUGUCUUCGGAACAAGCCGAGGAUUAUGCGACGAUCGUACGAGAGCUGAAACUGCUUGGGUACUCACUUGAUUCCGCGUCAUCUCCUCCAGCUCUGGGUACGAUUGAGCGGCUCGAAGGCCAUGUAGCCGCGGCCCAGAGUGGCUACAUCGCAGCACCUCCGCCGCCCGCACGAUACUUUUUCGAUCCUACUACGCUGACACAUAUUUAUUUACCUUUAGAAACACCCUGGCCGGACCAGGGCGCGCAUCAGAUGAUGAUGGCCUGA